UUUCAAAUCCUCCUACCUGCAUCUCUCUCUUUCGAGUCUUAACGUCUCUGUUUCCUUCUCGACCAAUCGACAGCGACGGCGGGGAGGUUUGCUGCAGCAGCACGCGUCGAAGAGGAGGCUUCAAAAGAAGUGGGAGGUUUGGGUUCGCGAACGGCGACCCAUUCGAUUCGGAUCCGUUCGAGGCCGGAGGAGAGACACCGAGAGAGGGAAAAGGUCGCUUUUUUUAGCAGUUGCUUCGUUCUUGGCGCUUCCCUUCGGCUCCUCCCUUCCUGGUACAGCAAAAGACGACGUUUUUAUCGGUAAAGGUGGAGGCUUUCCGCGAUAUGGACGGUCUGAGGUUGAUGAAGGGUGUAACUCGGCUUGAAAUCGCCGUCCGCCGCGACGUUGAGCUUUACGGCCGUCGCCUGCCUGCGAAAGUCGGCGCCUUGGCCCGCGGCGGGAGUGCUAUGGAGACGUCGUCGGCUUCGGAUCCGCCGUCGGUGUCAUCAAGACAGUCGUAUGUUUUUCCGCUGCGGAUGAUGCGGCUGUGGCCGGGCGGUAGAGGAGGACUGAUGGAGAAGGGGAGCGAGGAAGCGGGCGCCGAGGACGAGGAGAAGAGGGAAGAGGCGGAGGAAGACGAGGAGGCAGAGGAGGGAGCGGUCUUGGGGGAAAAGAGGGGGAAUUGGGUGCAGAAUAUACUAAGAGUGGGAUCGAUAUGGCCGAGGAAAGAGGCGGCUGCAGCGACCGACAACCGGGAGGAGGAGGCGGCGGUGGUGGAGGAGGGCGAUGUGUGCGUCGGGGCAGGCUGCGCCCAUGGCUUCGAAGGGUGUGUGGUUGGUGGCGAAGAGGCGGAGAGGAUGGCGUUCGAUAGGGAGUCGUUCUCUCGGUUGCUCCGAAGGGUGACACUGGCGGAGGCGCGGCUGUUCGGCAAGAUGGCUUACCUCUGCAGCCUCGCCUACAUCACUCCAAAUAUCAAGCCAAAAGGCCUCCUUAAGCGCUAUGCUUUGCGGUUCGUUACCUCUUCAUUUGAUCAAAGAGGGAAGUCUUCAGCUUCUGAUAAAAAGCAGACUCCAGUUCAGGAUCAAGAACUCGAGGAGAUCAGUCAAGCAGAAGGGAGCAAUGAAAAGAGGCAAAAUAGUAGUGAAAGGAAGGAAAAUGGUACUGGUAUAAAUGAUUUUGUGGCUUAUCGAAUUGCAGCUUCUGCUGCCUCCUACUUGCAGUCCAAGACACUGGGCAUUCUUCCCUUCAAUUCUGCUAAAUCGGAAACGAGCAAGGAUCCAACUGAGGAAAGUGGAGAAAAUGAAGAAAAAGGUACAAUUAAGAGUCUCAAGGAGAUGUCCUUUGUGGCCACUACAAAUUCAGUAACCGCCGUGGUUGCUGGGAAGGAAGAGAUGAAAGAUGCCGUUGCAAAGGACUUGAACUCGGCGAAGAAUUCACCUUGUGAAUGGUACAUAUGCGAUGACGACAGCAGCAGUACCAGAUAUUUUGUCAUUCAAGGUUCUGAAUCGCUGGCUUCUUGGCAAGCAAAUCUCCUAUUUGAACCUAUCCAAUUUGAGGCUCUAGAUGUGCUUGUACACCGGGGAAUCUAUGAAGUUGCUAAGGGAAUGUAUCAACAGAUGUUGCCCGAGAUCAAAGCUCACUUGGAGUCUCAUGGUGACUCUGCAACUCUGCGCUUCACUGGCCAUUCUCUUGGUGGAAGCCUUGCGCUGCUUCUAAACCUCAUGUUAAUCAUACGUGGAGAAGCACCUGCUUCGUCCUUACUGCCCGUUAUAACAUUCGGUUCACCAUCUAUCAUGUGUGGAGGUGAUUCUUUGCUUCACAAAUUGGGUUUGACUAGAAGUCAUGUCCAAGCUAUAACAAUGCAUAGAGAUAUUGUUCCUCGAGCCUUUUCUUGCCACUAUCCUGAUCAUGUUGCUAAGAUUCUAAAGGCGGUGAACCACAACUUCCGUAGGCAUCCAUGUCUAAUGAAACAGAAACUGUUGUAUGCUCCUAUGGGAAGACUAUUGAUCUUACAACCUGAAGAUGAGUUUUCACCUUACCAUCACCUUCUUCCACCGGGCAGUGGUCUCUACGUCUUUGGCAAUUCAUCAACGGAUUCAGAUGACUCUGAAAGGCUACUGCAGGCUGCACGGUCAGCGUUCAUAAACUCUCCCCAUCCUCUCGAGAUUCUCAGUGAUCGCACCGCAUAUGGCUCUGAAGGGGCAGUGUCUAGAGACCAUGACAUGCGUUCCUACUUGACGUCUGUCCGUGCGGUGAUCCGCCAUGAAUUAAUCCUUAUCAGAAAGGUGAAGAGGGAGCGAUGCCGCCGCAAGGUCUGGUGGCCUCUUUUGAUCGCAGUGGGUUCCGACACCACUAAACGGCAUUCCGGCUUUAGCAGCUUUUUCCUGGGGGAAAGGAAUCAAUGAAGCUAUUCGGCUGGCUGAUAGCAUCAAGGCAUGUGCAUAAGCUGGUUAUCAUUUCUUUUCCCUCAAUUGUUACUCUUUGGAACAUUAUUUGUCGUCGUUGUAUAAUUGUUU
This is a messenger RNA of Musa acuminata subsp. malaccensis (wild Malaysian banana), 2495 nucleotides long. RefSeq names its product phospholipase A1 PLIP2, chloroplastic. Gene Ontology annotation, biological process: lipid metabolic process. NCBI's taxonomy places the organism in Eukaryota, Viridiplantae, Streptophyta, Magnoliopsida, Zingiberales, Musaceae. Gene Ontology annotation, molecular function: glycerophospholipid phospholipase A1 activity. The record is from RefSeq and is a predicted model, not a curated record.